This is a messenger RNA of Peronospora belbahrii, 1992 nucleotides long. The record is from the annotation of a GenBank genome assembly. Lineage: Eukaryota; Oomycota; Peronosporomycetes; Peronosporales; Peronosporaceae.
AUGGAUACAAUGCAUGCAGCCAUUGGUCGUCCACCUUUACAUCGACCUGAUCGGUUUUGGCUUGCUCUAGAUCAUACGGUUGACCCACGAGUGAAUCAUUUACCGAAACAAAAAGCUCUUAUUGAAAUGUCCACAUCAUUUGCCAAAACCCAUGGACUGACAGAGUUUCAACCAGCUAAUACCACUAUUAUGCACACGGAGUUUGCUCGUAAACGUGCACAACCUGGACAGAUCGUCAUUGGUGCAGAUAGUCACACAUGCAGUGCUGGAGGUAUGGGUGCAUUUGCAGCGGGUCUAGGUGCUGGUGACGUUGUCAUGCCCUUGGUCACGGGUCAAACGUGGUUUAAAGUACCUGAAGUGUGUUACAUUGAAUUUGUUGGUGCACCACAUUUUGGCAUUGGUGGUAAAGACGUUAUCCUUCAUAUCCUUGGAGAACUCAAGCGCAAUACGGUAGCUUUUGAGCGUGCAGUGUACUAUGGUGGCUCAGGACUGAAAUAUCUAUCGGAUGAUGCUCGAUUUGCAGUGGCAAACAUGACCACCGAGUUUGGUGGAAUUGCGGGUGUGUUUCAAGCUGAUGCUAUUACGCAACAGGCGCUGGAACGACGUGAUUCGCAUUUCGAUGAAGCACUGUUCUUUGAACCUGAUGAGGGAUGCAACUACGCUGCUCAUCAUGUUAUCGACUUGGCUGAUGUGAAGCCGCUUAUUGCUCUCUACCCGUCACCUGACAAUUGUGUUAGUGUGCAGGAGAAACUCGGCAUGAAGCUGGACGGAUGCUUUAUUGGUGCAUGUACCACUACUCAGGAGGAUUUGAUCCUGGGGGCGAUGGUGCUGCAACAGGCAAUGAUGGAGGGUAAGCGUCCAUCGGCUAAUGGCAAGCGACGUGUCACCCCCGGCAGUCUGGGGAUCAUUGACCGACUAAAGGAUCUGGGACUGAUUCGUAUUUAUGAGGAAGCGGGUUUUACUGUUGGUGUGCCGAGCUGCAGUUUCUGUGUAGGCAUUGGUGCUGAUGUAGCUGGUGAAGGAGAGGUGUGGCUCUCGAGCCAGAACCGCAACUUCCGGAAUCGUAUGGGCAAGGGUUCCAUUGGUAACAUCAGUUCAGCGGCCGUGGUGGCUGCCUCUAGCUUCGACAUGGAGGUGGUGGAUCCCAGGCCAUAUCUGGAUAAGAUCAACAAGGACGACUAUGACUGCUACCGCAACUGGGUCAAACCGGAUGCGUCUACACCAUCGCUGACGAAGACGACCAAGCCGUACAAGGUGACAGAGCCCAAGCCCGUGCUUGUGUCGAGUGAUGAUGCUGAAAAUGCACAGCAGGCCAAGGAGCAGGCUACAGUGGCUGAGCUAGAGGCUGCUUUGCCGCCCAAGUUCAGUGGUAAGGUGCAAGUAUUCGGCGACAAUAUCGAUACGGACGCCGUAAUCCCGGCGCAGUUCAUGGGUCUGAACAAGUCGUCACCGCUGUGGCCUGCUGAGUGCGAGACGGAGCUGGACGUAUUGGCUGCCAAGUCGUUCGCUUAUGUGCGCCCCGAGUUCCCGCAAAAGGUUAAGGAUGGUUUCAACAUCAUUGUGGCCGGUACAGCUUUCGGUAGCGGUUCGUCUCGUGAGGAAGCUGCUAUCUGCCUAAAGGCCGUGGGUGUGCAGGCUGUGAUCGCCAAAUCGUUUGCUUAUAUCUACGCUCGCAAUCAAUCCAACAAUGCUCUUCUGGGUAUUGUAGUGACGGAUGAAAAGUUCCACGAGCUUGCGAGAGAGGGUGAGGAGGUGACUGUGGACCUGCGAAAUCGAGUUGUGAGUGUGAAGGACCACCAGGUCGCAUUCUCGCUGACGCAGCUUGAGGAGGCAUUCCUUAACGGUGGUGGUCUUCAAACUCUCUUCAAGCAACACAAGGCAGACUUGUUCCGUGCCGCUAUGCGUGGCAAAGCUCCCAAACCUAUUGCUUCAAGCGUUGUUGGCUGCGGCGAUGUCUGUGGCGGUGAGGCGGUAUCUACUCCAUCGUGGUAG